Penicillium taxi is the source of this 1245-nucleotide messenger RNA. RefSeq lists its product as uncharacterized. The transcript has 2 exons. Bases 1 to 1245 code for a protein of 414 amino acids. The record is from RefSeq and is a predicted model, not a curated record. Lineage: Eukaryota; Fungi; Ascomycota; Eurotiomycetes; Eurotiales; Aspergillaceae.
AUGGGCCGUACGAUGAAUGAUGAUGUUGAGUCGAACACAGAAAAUGCGCCCUCUAGUUGGCGUGGCUUGACCACUGUCUUCACCUGGACUGUACUAUGCUACGUAUGCAUUAUCUUAACAGUCAUUGGCAUUUUGAACCCGUAUCUUUUGCCUUUUGACUUGCUGUCACUUGUGGUGUUCAACAAAGACAUUUCUCCAUUCUUCGCCUUCUCGCAUGGAUCUGGACUCUUUCCAAAGCCGCAUGGCUUCAAGAUAGUUGCCCUGGUUCCUUUCAACUAUCACGAGCGCACAGCUAUACUAGACUGUUAUUUGCAGAAAAACUUGGUCCAUAACCACGGCUUCCUUGAUCAAGUCGUCUUCAUUCCUCAGACAACCGAUGCAGUUAGCCUGGAUUGGCUAUAUUCUUUAGUUCAGAAAACUCCUGAAUAUGCCAUUUCUCCACCCGGACAUGAUAUGGAUUGGAAAAUUGCCCGUGACAAGACCAUGUACAUUCGCAUCGAUGGUGAUGUCGUCUAUUUGGAAGACCUAACCAUCCCAACAAUCGUCAAGACCAAACUUGACAAUCCUGAUUCAUUGUUUGUCUCUGCCAAUGUCGUGAAUGAAGCUGCUCUGGCUUCACUCCACAGUCACCCUGGUGUUGCUCUGCCAUACCUCCCGGAGCUGCACCAUGUCGAGCAGCCUUCCCGCUCCAAGUCGCAAUUAAGUCAAGAUUGGCGCGCCUCGAGUCUACCUCCUUGGGAGGGACCCGCAGAUUUCAGAGUUGAGAACGGAUUCAAGCCUCCUUUCCAGGGCCAUCGGUGGUUGCUGCCGAUCGAAGGUGGCUCAUAUCAUGACCCCAUUGCAUCCUCCGUUUAUACCAAAACCGGACCAGGCUUGAAAGAUUGGACUGUGUCUGCCCAGCAGCACUAUUCAUUCCUUCAUCACCUCGAAUACAAAGACUUGACACGAUAUAAGUUUCCCUUGUGGGUGAACCCAACUGAGCCUAUCAGCCAGAACUUUGGCUGCUUCUGGGGCCAGGAUUCCAAGCUCCUUCGUACCAUCUUUGAGCAUGAUUCUAUCGACAGUGAAGAACUUCUCAGGUCCUGGACUGCAUCAAACGGCACUCAUCCCAAUGUUGCUAUUGACGGAAAGGGACUGGUAUCACACUAUUCCGCAUCUUUGGGCACUGCUGGACUGGAUUCAACCGAUCUUUUGGAAAGAUACCGAGCAUAUGCCCAAGAAAUGGUCUGCCGCGAGAGAAUUUAG